AUGUAGGAGGUUUUGAAUGGCGCCGAAGACUAAGUGUCUGGAUCCUCGUAGUCCGAACCGAACCGAACCUAGACCGAUCAGGAGGACAAGACGACCGCGUGAAGACUUUCUACACUGCCUGGAGGUCAUCCUGACAGUUAUAUUUACCCCGUGAGGAACGCACGCAGCAGGAGGCAUGGAGUUAUUCAAGCAACAGAAUGUGGAGGACUUCUAUGAAAUUGGUGAAGAGUUGGGCAGUGGACAGUUUGCCAUCGUUAAGCAAUGCAGGGAGAAAAGCUCUGGUCUGCAGUUUGCUGCCAAAUUCAUCAAGAAACGCCAGAGCAUGGCGAGCUCUCGGGGAGUCCGGAGAGAGGAGAUCGAGCGGGAGGUGACUAUCCUGCAGAGGGUCCAACACCAGAACAUCGUCACUCUACGCGAGGUCUACGAGAACCGAACGGACGUGGUGCUGAUCCUAGAGCUGGUCUCCGGUGGAGAACUCUUUGACUUCCUGGCCCAGAAGGAGUCUCUGAGCGAAGAGGAGGCCACCCAGUUCAUCAAGCAGAUCCUGGAGGGGGUGAACUACCUCCACGCCAGAAAGAUUGCCCAUUUCGACCUCAAGCCUGAAAACAUCAUGCUGUUGGACAAAAACGUUUCUCUGCCGAGAAUCAAGCUGAUCGAUUUCGGUCUCGCCCACACCAUCGAUGCGGGAGUUGAGUUCAAAAACAUUUUUGGGACGCCGGAGUUUGUAGCUCCAGAGAUCGUGAACUACGAGCCGCUGGGGCUGGAGGCAGACAUGUGGAGCAUUGGUGUCAUCACCUACAUCCUGCUGAGCGGAGCAUCUCCGUUCCUGGGGGAGACCAAGCAGGACACUCUGGGGAACAUCUCGGCAGUAAACUAUGAGUUUGACGAGGAGUUCUUCUGUCACACCAGUGAGCUGGCCAAGAGGUUCAUCAGCCAGCUGCUAGAGAAAGAUAAGAAGAAAAGAUUAACGAUCCGAGAAGCUCUCAGCCACCCCUGGAUCACGAACAACGAGCACAAAGAGGAAAGGGCCCAGGAGCCGAGGAAACGGGAGCGCCGGCAGCUGAAGACCAAACGUCUGAGGGAGUACACCAUCAAGUCCCACUCCAGCAUGCCACCCAACAACACCUACAUGAACUUUGAACGCUUCGCCCAGGUAGUGGAGGACAUUGAUCACAUGGAGAGCUCCUUCAUCACUCUGGCAGCAGCUCACGACUCUCUACAGGAGGACAUCGAUGCCCUGGUCUCCAUCUAUAAUGAGAAGGAGGCCUGGUACAAGGAAGAGAGCGAGGAGGUCCGUCACGAGCUUUCCCAGAUCCGCUACGAGUUCCGAAAAGUGGAGGCCUCCAAGAAGAGCCUGCAGGAUGACAUGCAGGCGUUUAACUGCAGCCUCGCUGCCGUCGGAGAGCGUUUCCAGGAGAGGCAGGGUCACUUUGAAGCUCUGCACCUGGAACUCAGUGAGGAGCUGAGGUGGGUUCAGGAGGUGGUGGGGUCAUUUCAGGUUGACACAGGAGGAGGUGGAGGGUAUCCCAACUGCGGCUUCUCCAGUGUCUUCAACAACGACGUGAACGAAGCCCUGAAAGAGCUGCUGAACCGCUCCUGUGGAGGAGAGCUGCUGUCUGGGAUCAACCUGGACCUCAGCGAGACCGGGCAGCAACGAUAGGAAGCAGAACCCACAACCGGGUCAGGUCUAGGAAACCAGAACCAAACAUCUGACACAGAUCCACUUAGAUGUUCCACACAAGCUUUUAGAUGGGUUGGAUCAGUGAAGUGGGACCCCUAAAUGUUCUGGUAGUUGCAGAUGUGGCAGACCAGGGGCCUCAUUCAUCAAAUGUUAGUAGAAAUAUUCCUAAAUUCCUUCCUAUAAACAAAAUCUAGAAUGUUGACGAAUGGUCAAAAUCCUGAUUUAUGAAACGUGGUGGCCUCUUGUACGCACGUUCCUUCCCCAUCGUCUGAUGAUGGAUCCCACCUGUGAGUACCCAGGUGCCCGUGUCCAUUCACGGUCAUACAGAAACACCCUCAAUUAACCGCAUUUAGUCACGCUACGUCCUCAGCUCAUGAUUACCUGGGUUUUUCCCCCCCCUAAAAGUUUUUAAAAACUUUAUUGACAGCGGGAUCAAGACACUGGCUGCUGAAGUGCAAAAAACCAAACAAUCCAGUCGCUGUUUUUUGCAUAAAAUAUUCAAAUUUGACCUAACACCAUGUGCCUUCUAGCCUAGUGAACUAGACCAAAUUCUUGCUUUGCAAAGUUUGGUCUAGGCAUGCUCCAUUGGAACCUCAGCAGCUCCUACCAGGACUCUGGCUAGCCAAUCACAGCUCUCUAGAGGGGUUUCAAACACACAAAGAGCUGUGAUUGGUCCAUAAUGGUGGGCCAAUCAUAGUGCUCUAUCUGCUUAGUGAACAAAUCACAGAGCUUUAUCCACUUUGUGGGCCAAUCAGGGCACUCUAUAUGCCUGGUGGGUGGGAUGAUGCAACAGAGUGAAACAAGAGUAUGUCACAUUCAUUGUCCAGUGGAAUGCGGAGAUCAUUUGAAAGACAACGGUAGAACCCGCCCCACAACCAAGAGCCGUCAAUGGAGCAUGGCCAGACUAAAUAAUACAUUUAUUUAGUCUGGCUUGCCAGGCUAUGUGCCUUCUGCAAUACCUCUAAAAAAUCCCUAGAUCACCUCUUGUCAGGGAGUGGCUGAGUCUUACGAUUCCAAAUCCUCCAAUUUUACCUGUUAAUGAUGUUCUGCUGUCUGUUACUGACUCACCAGCUGAUAUUUUGGACAUGGCGAAUAUCAUUUUCCUCUUGGGAAAAUAUCACAUCCUUUGCUGUAAAUUAAGAGGAUCCGCUCCUUGUUUCAAAGUUUUUUUUAAAUGAAUUAAGAUCCUUUUACUAUUCACUCAUGUUAAUUUGAACUAACUGUGCAAAACAUAUAUUGUCCAGUGUUUCUUAUGUGUUGAAUGUUUUGAUAACCCGUUUGCUCCAUCUUUAAUGCCUUUCACAAAUCUUUUCUUGGUUCUUUGUUAUAAUUUCAGUUAUGAUUGUUCUCCUGCUUUAUUAUACAAUUUUUGUUUGUUACAUGUUCCAAAAUGUAAAAAAAAAAAUUGUCUCAAGAACCCAAAAAGUUGCAGAGCGGUCGGGACAAAGGAGAGGUCCCCAUCAGACAACAAAAAAUCGUAGAGUGACGGGUUGUCAUUUGCAUUUAAGAGUCUGUCGUUCAGUCUGGUUACCUUGGCAACUCGUGUGUGUGAUCGGGAAGCAGAGGAGGUUCUGGGGGAUUCUCAUAGUUAUAUAAAAGUAUAUUACUUAUUGAAAAGCUGUUGUAAAUUAAUUAAAAGAUAUCCAGUUGUUGAAAAAUAUCGGCGGUUUCAUAACAUAUAACCAUGAAAAUCAGGUCUAAAAUAAAUGGGAGCGGGUCUAAGUCUCUGGGUGGCGCCAUAUUGGAUGCAUUUUAUUUCAACAGCACCUUUCUAAACACUCAAGGACACUUUACAGACAUAGAUAAAAUACACAACAAUAAAAGAUAGAACAGCAUAAAAUAAACAGACAGAUUUGAGCAAAGAGAGUAAGUUUUGGAAUGCUAGACGGAACAGGUGGGUUUUGAGUCUGGUUUUAAAGAGAGUGAGGGAGUCAAUGUCACGGAGGGCAGGAGGGAGGGAGUUCCAGAGCUGGGGAGCACAGCGAUUGAAGGCCCUGCCCCCCCAUAGUGACCAGACGGAGUAGUGGGACAGAGAGGUGGAUGGAGGAGGAGGACCUGAGGGAACGGGUGGAGGUUGAGGGAUGAAGGAGGUCUGAGAAGUACGGGGGGAGCUAGGUUACGGAUGGCUUUGAAUGUAUAUAGCAAAAUUUUGAAUUGGAUUCUGGAAAUGACUGGGAGCCAGUGGAGCUGCUGAAGAACAGGGGUGAUGUGGUGGAAGGAGGGAGUUCUGGUAAUGAUGCGGGCUGCCAAGUUCUGGAGAAGGUGGAGUUAAUGGAGGGAUUUGUGAGGAAGACCGAAGAGAAGAGCGUUGCAGUAGUCAAUACGGGAAGUGAUGAGGCUGUGGACAAGGAUGGGGACCGAGUGAGUAGUGAGGGAGGGGCGAAGGCGGUUGAUGUUGCGUAGAUGGAUGUUAGCUGCGAUACGGUAUUGGUGCGCAAAAUGGAUGACAUCUCAGAGAAAGUCACCGGACGGUAUGGACAGGCUUGAAAACCCAAAAUUGGCUUCACUGAAGGACUGGAAUGAUCAGUUUAAAGACUGAAGGCAGAGAGGAAAAUUAUCUCAGCCUGACCCAAACAAAUUCUUGUUAUCUGAAUCUGACGACCUGGAAGCCUUGAGCAGCAAACAAAUAAAACCCCCACGAAGGAAUGCAGACAGAUGCUGUGAAAACCCGACCCCACCCCGCCUUCGGAUUGGGGGGCUUCAGCCUGGCGAGGUCAUCAAUCUGUAGGAGUCAAUGUACUCUUUGCUUCUCCCAAGAUCUCCCUCCCACCUGUGACUGUACAGUAGAUGAGCGCCGUAGAUGGCUGCUCUCGCUGGGGGAAACAGCGAUUAGGGUCAAACAGAAACAUUUCACUCACUUCUAUCGUCCAUAACGCACGGGAAGCAUGUCCAUAAUGAGCAAAAGGCUCCGCUCCUCCGUAGCACCAGACAUGUUUAUGUUUGUUUUUUUACUUGGCAGACGCUUUUAUCCAAAGCGACGUACGAUUUUUCACCUAUAGAGCAUGUUGUGAUCUGUGCGUUCUGCUUACUCAGGUGGAGAAAACUAAAAGGUUCUGUCUGUAGUUUGCCCACCAGAGGGCACAGCUGACCAGGCUUUCUCACACAGCCGCCUCCAAAUGUCAGCUAAGACAUUUGUAAUCACUGAGAAUGUCGAGCAGAAUCAGCGUCUGGGUCCUCCUCGAGGAAUCAUUAUAGCUGCAGACCUGGACAUAUCCAUCCAAUCCUUUAAAGGUCUCCGUAACAGUGCCCACAGGCCAGAGGGCCCGUGAACGCUGAGAGUCCACGAUAAGCAGAACCAGGUCAGUCUUAAGGUCCUUAUUGUCAGUCCGCCAUUUUUGGCGCUCUUGGAGACCGGGGAGGUAUUGGUGGAUAAAUGUGGUCCAAAAGUUGUCUGCCAAGAUCUGACUAUGUCGCCAUCUUCUCCAUCCCAGCAGAUUGGAUGGUUCAUACAACACCUGAGGUAGUGAAGCGCCCUUGCGUCCUAUAAGAAGAAGAGUCGAUGCUAUAGGAUCAGGGUCAGCGAUGUGCAAGGAGACAUAACCAAGUGGCUUGGCGAACAAGAUUCCUUCCAUCUCCAUGAGAAGGGUGUGAAGGACUAGGCUCUGGAACAGACUGCUCUUUGAGGAUAACCUUCAGUGCUGUCUUCACGGACCACGUGCCUCAGAAUUUAUUUAUUUAUUCAUUUAUUUUAAAAUACUUUUUUUGUUUGUUUUUAAUGUAUUUACUAGCUUUAAUCUGCUCUGUAGGGCUUGAGGAUUACAAGCAUUUUGUGUUCAGCUGUCUGGGACUUUUGCUUUUUGAAGUUUAACUUUAGUUCAUUUUCGCCUUGUUCUUCCGUGUAGUUCGACAGUUAAGCUACAGAUAUUUAGUGUGGGAGGCAGAGGCUCAGUGGAGCUGUGUUUAUAGCCCAAGGUGUCGGUAAGACAGUUCCACCUCAUGCCAAGUGUCAGCUCCCGAAUGUCAGGUGGUACUGCAGCUGUCUGAAUGUGUCUUAGGAGGGUCACGGAUUUUCCCAGCUUAGUAAAUCACAGCCUUAAAGGCACACUGUGCAACUUUUUCAUGUUUUUAAUCCUUUUCUUGAGCCAGUAAAGGGUUCAUGAAAAGUCAUUCCGCUCCCUCCACCCCUUGUGGCCAGAAUGCCACACUUGCAACUUCAGAGUCUCCACACUGCUUCCCAAAGUCACGUAUUUUGCGAGAAGUAGCAACGCUUUACAGCAAUCCAUGUUUACACCUCAAGAAAUAUGAUCUAUUAUUGGUAAAUGGUCUGUAGGGUUCCACAAACCCCCAAGGCGCUUCAUGACACAAUCAGUCAUUCACCCGUUCAUACGUUGGUGGGGAUGAGCUACGAUGUAGCCACAGCUGUCCUGGGACACACUGACAGAGGCGAGGCCUGCCAUACACAGGCACCACCGGUCCCCCUGACCACCACCAGCAGGCAAGGCGGGUUAAGCGUCUUGAUCAGAAAGCCGCCAGCAAGAAGAAAAUUUACACAGGAAGUUAGAGAAAGAAAGGAAACUUUGUAAGGAAAAAGAGGAAAUGAUUUGGAUUGUUCAGGAUGAAAAAGUCGAGCUGUAUAAUAAGAUGGCAGACCAAGCACGAGCGAUGGAAAGACAGUUUGAAAUAGAAAAGAGGUAUUAUAUGAAAGAUCUGGAGGAGAGAGAGGUUCGUUGUCAGGACCUUGAGAAAAAGUAUAAAACUGAGGUUUUUGAUAGUAAACGGCAGAUAGAAAGUUUACAACAGGAGAUGGAAAAAGAACGUGAAGAAGCAGCACAAACUAUUUUAACUAAUCAGUCUGAAAAAGAAGCGCUUAGCGUCCAAAUGGCACAGACUACAGUUGCUGUAGGAAAGCAGUUAGACGUAGAAAAGAGCAAAUUUCAGAAAGAACUGAACAAAGGACAAAGUUCAUACCGGGACCUUAGAAAUAAGCAUAUGGAGCUGUUCUUUGUAGCAGCAAAUAGCUGCUAAAUUUAUAGAUACCACGUUCUGCAAUGGAUGCACAUACGUUCUCACUUAGGUUGGUCCGGCAUGCUCCCACGGCUGAGUUUAAAUGCUCAUUUGUUAUAUUUAGUUGGUUUAUUAUAGUUUUUAGAUGCAUUUUUAGUUCAUUAGUUAUAAGAUCAAUAAUUAAACUGUUAGUUUUUAGUUCGUUUUUAGAUCAUUACAAACUAAGAGAACGUCCAUCAAGGGUGACUAAAUCCCGUCCCUUCCCUGUUACGCAACACCACCUAGUCGUCUGUAAAAUAAAAAAAAGACCACACAAGGAUUAUGUCACAGAAAACACACCUCCACAUCAUUUCUGUGUGUCCUUGUGUUGUGUGGGGGUUUUCUCUGGAAGCUCCAGUUCACCCCUGACCCAAAAUCCUAACAUCUUGUCACCCUGGUGGAUCUGCUCAGCUUUUCAGCAAUCAACAUUCAAACUGUAUUUUGGAAAGAGAUGCAUUUAUCUAGUUACCACUGGCUCUAAUAUUAAUUAAAGGACCUAACAGCAUCUGACAGAGCCCUUAUAUUCUUCACUGGAGCAGCAUGCUCCCCCACAACCAACACUUUUCUAAGCAAUCCAAUUCAAAAAUCUUUCCUCGUGGCUCUGACAUAUUUUCAGAGCUUUGAUCGUCGUUACAAUUCAAAAAUAAAUUCAUUUUAAAGUUCAAUUUGUCCUGUUUUACCAAACAGCAGGCUUCCCACCAUAGGUUUGGUGGGUUUCAGCUGGGAGCUGAUGUGUGAGGACUCCCUCCCAACCAAACUACUAGUUGGGGCCCUUCCUGUGUUGGCGCCAUUCAUUCUGGAAAUUGUCAACAGCAGCCUUUCGACUGGAGUGAUUCCAUCCACCUUCAAAAAUGCAGUCGCACAUCCACUACUGAAAAACCCUGGCCUAGAUGUCCUUAGCAUGCUCACUAGUGUAUGUACAGCUAGAGAUAAGGCAUGCCGCAGCAUCUCCUGGUUUGAAUGCUGGCAUGUUCAAGAUAACGCCCAGUUCUGAUUGGACAAGCUGUCGUGGCUUACCAUACUUAUAUUGGAGUGCCUGAAAUGCAGCAAUGUACGACUGAGGGUGGUGCAUGUAUGCUGUAGCUAAUUGCAGAGCUUCAGAAAACUAAAAGGUUCAGUCUCUAUAGAACUUGCCCACCAGAGGGCGCAGCUGACUAGGCUUUCCAGUCUGUCAACCGGGCAGCCUUUCAUAUGGCUCAGUUAUUGUGAAGUAGCUCUCAGCUUUACAAAGGUUGGUGACCCCUGCUCUGAGCGGACGGAGAUGGCUCCGAAAAUUUAACGCCAGCCAGCCAACACCAGGAACCUGCUGAUAAGAGGCUGGUCUUCUCUACGUCGCUCUGAUAAAAACGAGCAGCACCAGAAACCCUCAGACAAAACCAAAUAAAAUACAGUAAGAAAGAAUCUUUUAAAUAUCCUCCUGAGACCCAAAAUUAUAUUUCUUCUACAAUUUGCUCUUUAACUGCAAUAUUUCCUGGUAUUUCAGCUGUUAACAUUAUUUUUUCUCUUAAGUGUUUUUCUCCAGAAGAAGCUACAAUGGUGUUCUGCUGAGCUGUGGUGGCCUCAUGGAGGGUGCCAUUGGCUUGAACACUGCUGCUAACCACUUAAACAUUCUCCCUCUCCUGAUAAUAACUUUUUACUUUCUUUGACGUCGAAUGUGCUACUACUAGAUUACCCGUUUAAUUAUAGAUUCACUAGGAUAAAUACAAUAAAGUUUAUCUCUCGCCAAAUAGAAUAUUUACUAAGAAAUCAAAAUGUAACCACAGACACACUUGGUAUAUAUGUUGUGUGUGUGUGUGUGUGUGCGUGCCUGCAUGCGUGCGUGCGUGCGUGUGUGUGUGUGUGUGUGUGUGUGUGUGUGUGUGUGUGUGUGUGUGUGUGUGUGUGUGUGUGUGUGUGUGUGUGUGUGUGUGUGUGUGUGUGUGUGUGUCUGCUCUGUCUUCUCAAUCCCCAGUGGGUCGUGGUGGAUGGCUGCUUAUACUGAGCCAGGAUCCUCUGGAGGUUUCUUCCUGUUAAAAGGGAGUUUUCCUCUCCACAGUCGCUGCAUGCUUGCUUAGUAUGAGGAUUGCUGUAAAGUCACUGACACUAGUCAGUGACUCGAUGCAAUUUGCUGGGUUCCUUAUAUAGGAAACGUUUUACUGUUUGGCUUACUGAACUGAACUGUACUGGAAUGUUUACUGUGUGACGUGCCUUGAGAUGACUCUUGUCGUGAUUUGGCGUUAUAUAAAUAGACUUGAAUUGAAUAUUUGGUGUGACUAAAAAGAAAAAAAAACAUAUCUAGCUUUUACAGAUUAGUCGACUCUCAAUAUUGGAAACAAAAUGACAAAAAUUUCAAAAAUGUAAAAAUGAAAUUAAACAGAAACGUUGUCAAAUUUCCUAAAAAAAAAGAAAGAAAACAAAAACUUAAAGUUAACAUCAAGUGUCUAAAUAAUAACAAAAGAUCUAAGUUCAAGAGAAUGAAAUAGGAGCCAAUGUCCACAUAUUAGAGGCUAAGAAAGUUACAUUUUUAAAAACAAUUCCAAAAUAAAAGAAUCAAAACCACUGUCAGGUCUCUGUACUGUUCAAUAUUAAAUGUAACUUUUGUUACGUAGACAUGAAUUAAAUGUUUAUUAAAUUUA
This is a messenger RNA of Nothobranchius furzeri (turquoise killifish), 9279 nucleotides long. It is a transcript of the gene dapk2a, whose product is annotated as death-associated protein kinase 2a. Lineage: Eukaryota; Metazoa; Chordata; Actinopteri; Cyprinodontiformes; Nothobranchiidae. Gene Ontology annotation, cellular component: nucleus; cytoplasm. The record is from RefSeq and is a predicted model, not a curated record. Gene Ontology annotation, molecular function: ATP binding; protein serine/threonine kinase activity. Gene Ontology annotation, biological process: positive regulation of apoptotic process; intracellular signal transduction; protein phosphorylation.